GUGGACAGUACGUCUGCUAGAAUCGAAUUCUCUUCAACAAAUAUGGAAUCCAUAUAUGAUUCUCAGUUUGAGGACAAUAUUGCUCCAGGAGAAAGGGGUUCAAAUGAAGCUGUCACUAAGGUUGCUGAGGACAUUAACCGACCAGUUAAAGUGAAAACGAGUAAUCAACUCAGGAUUGGUUCAUAUUUCAGUCUGGCAAACACGAUCGGAACAUCUGGGGCCCCUCAUUCAGCCAUAGUGACGGAAGAACAAGGGGAAGAACAGGAUUUAAGGGAACAUGAAGGAGAUGAUCGCCCCGUAGGUAACAUCGAAAAGAAAGGGGCUCUCUUGGUGGCCCAUCAGAUCAUGCAUGAUUUAGGAUCAAACCGGCUGACGAAACCUACAACUAACAAAAUAAAACGGUCAACAGUAAGGGAUUUAUUUCGACGCGUAAUGGCUGCACCACCAAACGCAAUUCUGGAUGGAGGGCUUAAAGUAGCUGUUGAAAUGUACCGUGAACUUAAGCUAAGUUCCGAAUUACUAAUGUCGAACCUUGAAAAUUCUGGAAGAUGUAUUGAGAGGUUUGCCUUUUAUGAGGAGUCGUUUCGAGGAGUGGUAAUAGGGUCGAUCAAUGCAGACCGAUACUUGAAAAGCUGUUUCAAAAAUGCGGAGGAGGCCAUUCGCAAUUAUACUGACUAUGCUCGGAUAACAUACCCAGAAUCGUGGAAGAAGUCUUCGCUUGUACAGACGCUCCGAGGAUCAUUGACCUCCCCUCAUUUUCAAGAGCUUUGGGAAAAGGUCGAUGCUUCAAUGAACGAGCUAGAUCGAACCAUUAGCCUACAGCUUAUGCUUGAACAGCGGGAGAGAACCGAAACAUCGAUCACUGCGCAUAGACGCUUAGAAGAAACUGCGAUCAAUACCUACCUCUCACAGCAAGAAGUUCUUCAGGUGCAUGGGAAUCUUGAGUUGAAAGUUGAAGCGACUCACCUGCUAGUGGUGAUGGCUAUGAGCAAGAUGGAAGGUAAACGACGAGGGACCCACCGGAAACGUCAAAAGAGUAGGAGGAACGGGGCAGAGGGCGAUACAAGCAAGGUUGCAAAGCCUGGAAAGGAUGGGACUGAGAAUAUCAAGGCUGAGAGCGGGAGGGAGCUAGGUUAUGAAGCACCUCUAGGGAAUUCUGAGAAGAGCUUUCACCCCAGUGUGGAAGAUUGGGAGACGUCGAACGAGGAAGAGAGUUGAGAAAAAGUAUAGUAAUGAUCUAUAUAGCACUAUAUACCUGCUCAGUAGUCAGUCACUCGGUGGUUAUGGUGGGAGGUAUGUUUGAGCUUGAACGCGCUUAGGAUUCUUGACAGAUCAAAAUUAUUAAAUGCCCAUGCGUUCAGAACAGCGCUAAUGCAGAGACUUCUACCGGAACCUCAACGCAAAUCCAAGUUCAAACACGGAAUUCCUCCCCCUGCUGGCUCCGGAGACUUGCAUAUAAGCAGUCCCCGUCUAUUUAUUAAC
Hyaloscypha bicolor E is the source of this 1482-nucleotide messenger RNA. RefSeq lists its product as uncharacterized. The record is from RefSeq and is a predicted model, not a curated record. NCBI's taxonomy places the organism in Eukaryota, Fungi, Ascomycota, Leotiomycetes, Helotiales, Hyaloscyphaceae. The transcript has 3 exons. Bases 43 to 1218 code for a protein of 391 amino acids.